This is a messenger RNA of Tetranychus urticae (two-spotted spider mite), 2806 nucleotides long. RefSeq lists its product as uncharacterized. NCBI's taxonomy places the organism in Eukaryota, Metazoa, Arthropoda, Arachnida, Trombidiformes, Tetranychidae. The record is from RefSeq and is a predicted model, not a curated record.
AAGUAAAGUUUAGAUAACAAAGGUACAUUCACAAAGGAACAUUAUAACAAAAAAGUUGAACAAUAACGUCAAUAAUCAAGUGUGAAAACCUAAUCAGUAUUUACUCAACACUUUUCAACAAAAUAUGUUUCCAAGUAAAUAUUUUGAAUUGAUAUUCAUUAUUUUAUAUUUUUUCAUCAAAUCUAGUUCAGGUGGAAAUCAUCAACCGAAUGGAUUGGAGCAAUUCUUUGGAGAUCAAACCAAUUUUUUAAUAAAAGCUAAAUUAAGUUUUGAGGAAUAUUAUCCAAAUAAUUAUGAUUGGAUUUCAAGGAAUUGGCUGAUAGAAGAGUCGGUAUUUGGCGAUGAAAAAAACAGUAUUGUUACAUUAAUCUCCGAAGAAAAGGGAGGAAUUCAAAUAAAAGUGUUUCGUGAUUUUAAAACUCAAACCGUUUCAUUGACCUGUAUUCAAAAUAAUUGUGAUCUUUACGGCGAAGGAAAAGUCUGGCAUUUAACUUGGAACCUCUACUAUCUAACAGUAACCAGUUUUUUGCAACAAGUAUUGUUGCUGGGACCUUAUCGUCUGAUUUCAUAUUUUGCAAAUGAAACGACAAAUGAAGUUGAAAAGUUGAACAUUAAACAAUGGAAAGAUGGAAAUUCACGCCUAUUGUUCUUAAAAUUUCAUUUUUCAGAUCCGAGUUCAAGAAUAUUGAUGAGAAGGAAAAAUUCUGGACGAAUCGAUAUAAAUGGCGCAAGAUACACAAUGUACGAUUCAGGGUACGAUCUAACGGAUUACAUGCCUGGAGGUCCAAUGGCUGUUUUAUCUAUAAUGCAAAUCGAGCCUCUUGAAAGUUCAAUGGUGUCGUUGCCAUCCAAAUAUAUUCAUUACAAAUUCAAUGAAUCAAUCAUUAAAUAUGGACAGUAUGGAAUAACCAUGUACCAAAACACAACAAAUCAGCAUAUCGUCACAUUAUUGGAUUCAGCUUCUUCGCUUAAGGUUAUUGGUGAACAAUCUUAUCGCGAAGUGGUCCAUGACUAUGAAUUUGGUUUGAAAUACAAUUCUUCUGGUUUCAAUGAAUGUACCGUGGAGUUAAGCAACGAUGAAAUUAAUUACAUGACUUCAGAAAAAUAUGGAAUCGAAUUUGUAAAGGAACUUUAUUUUCCUGAGAGUGCCGUUGAAUCGUCUAGCAACAAAUUGUGGGUGAAAAGGGAAUAUAAUAAACUGAUUGAUAAUGUUGAGUUUGAUUUGGUUUUAACAACUUAUUCGAGGCCUGUUCUAGAGUUGUACGAGUCUUCCAGGAUUCGCAUGAACAUUUCUGAUAUACUCAAAGAUUUUUGCGUUCUGUUGCAUCUUUAUACAACAUAUGGAUCUAGUGAGUUUUAUCUCAUUGAGGUGCGAAAGAAAUGCUUCACCGAAGUAAUGGAAUUAUCUGCGGAAGCUGAAUGGCCUCAAAUGAUAACAAAUAUGGAUAAUGCAUGUUUCGGAGACAAAAAUGAUAAAGUUAUUCUCGAUCUAAAGAUUUCAUUUUUAGAACGUUCCUCUGUGCGAACAAUUCAAUACUUUUCAAGCCACAUCCAUAAUAUUAAACAUGAAUUGCGAAGAGUUAUAAUGGAUAAGCUGAGCAUAUCAUAUUUAAGAAUAAACCUGAUCAAGUUUGACUUUUUUGAUGCAUAUACUAUUAUGGCAAAGGUUGAGAUAGUUGAGUCAUUUGUCACCUACUCGAAAACAAAAAUACAAGGAACUUCGCAUAGAUUCAGAAUUAAAUCAACUGAACCUGGUCUGCAUUCAUCAACAAUGGAUGAAUGUUUACUUUCUAAAGGCUCUAAAGCCAAAAACAAGUUCAUUCUAACCUGUAAAACUGGAGACUAUUUAUGCCUGGGAAUCGAUCAUGAACACUCUUCGCCAGAUAGAGACAAAAAUGGAUUGAACUGUAUGCUGCUCAACAAUUCAGAUCACAGUUUUACUAAAUUAUUUCCAGACGUUUCUUUGAAAGAAAUACGAGAAUCUUAUCUUACUUUGAAUGGAAGUCAAUUCUACCAUUUCGAUGGCUCUACAUUCGUUGUUGUUAAUGUAACAAAUUUAAGCCCAGAAAAGUCUGCAUCAAACAUAUCUCCAAAAUACUUUUACUUGUUUACAAUUUUCCUGUUUCCCAUCAUUAUGAUAUUUUGUCUUAUUAUGAUAAUACUCUGCCAAUUGUGUCAACCUAAAGCUUAUGCACUUGUUGAUUCAGUGUCGCUUAGAGCAUUUAAUUCAAGAGAGUAAUUUUCCAAAAUACUAAAACUAUGAAAAAAUUAAGUAAUAAAACAAAAUCAAAUAAAAAAACAAUUUGCAUUCAUCCCGAUAAAUCAACAGUAACCUGAGUGGAUAAAUUACGGGGCGUAUUAUAAUGUAUUAUCAAUGUAUUAAUAUUUGUAUCGGUAAAAGUCCCGUAGUUUGUUCACACAGUUUACAUUCAAAAGUAAACAAACUGAAUGCUGCAGUUAAAAGUAAGUUAAGUAAAGAAUGGUUUUUUUACUACAAAUGAGUUUCUAUAUUGCUGUUCUCAUUGCUGUCUUCAUUCUGUGUUGCUUCAAAUCAUCUAAAGCCAUCAAUCCUGAUGCAGCAUGCACCUCUAGUCAAAUCUAGUGAUUUCAUCGAAGCAAUGAAAAGUGCUCGUUUCUUAGCAUCAAACAUUGAACGAGCAGUAUCAACCGCUUUAAAGCCAGGCGAAGAAGUUAAAGUAUUUCCAUAUUCUCUUGUCUACGUUUAUUACGAGCAAUACCUUACUAUCUAUGGUGACUCCAUCCGAAGUCUUGCCUUAUCAAUAACAGCUAUUUUCUUGGUAUCCUU